AUGGACGGCUACAUAAUUGACCUAGUUAAAAAGAACUAUUAGUAAGAAAGCCUUUUUGAAUCAUAUGAUUUGCAAAAUAUAUAAAAUAUAUUGCAUCCUCUUUUAGAGAAGCUCCGAGAAGUGAAAAUUUUUAAGAUCGUAAAUAAUGAUAUACAUGAUCAAAUAAAGCAGCAAGAAAUCAACACAAUUACUAUAAAACCAUUAAACUGUUUUGAGAAUUUAGAGAGCUAACCAUAGGAAUAAUUUCCUUUAAAUUAUAAUAAUUUUGAAUUAUAGAGCCAUUUGAAUUUAAUAAACUAAGAUUGCAGUUAAAAUAUUAUGAAAAACCAAAAACUAGGAGAUUCUCUUUCUAAAAAACAGCUUGAGGAUAUUGAAUAAUAUGGAGCUUUUACUACACAAUUACAGGAAGGAUAAUAACAAAAAUGGCAGAUCUCUCAGAAUUUAUAUAUUCAGAAAACUGAAAUGUAAAUAAAAUACAAAUCAAAAAAUCUUUUAGAAAAAUAUAAUAUCAUACUUAGCGAAGACACAAAUAAGAGGAUUAGAUCUAAAAAAUGGAAAUAUUUCAGGCUAAACUAAAGAUAUAUUAACUUUAAAGAUGGGAUUUAUACUUUGUUUUUUGAUGUGCCUUUUCAAUUACUCAACUGUCUGAUAGGUGUCCCUGUUACUAUCAAGAAAAAAUUAGGAUUAGAUGAAUAUCUACAAAGCAAUUUCAUUGAUGUUUAACCUGAAAUAAAUUAUUUGAAAAGAUUAAACAUAUUCAAUUAAAAAGAUAUCUAAGAUUAAUUAUUGAAUUAUCCUAUUAUUGAUUUAAUCAGCGAAAUAGUCAGAUAGUUAAAGUGGACUGAAUUUUUAUUUUCAUAGAAACAAAAUUUAGAUCUGUAUAUUGAAAUUGAAGUUUUGAAAAACAUCUUAAGUCUAAAUGUACUAAAACUCAACAAUUAAGAUUAUUAAAGAGUUUUUGAAACAGUUUUAGGAAUUUUUAUCAUAAAUUCAUUCAAAGAAAAGAUAAAAUCAAGCCAAAGUACUUGCAUAGAGCUAUUUAAUGAUUGCUUGUCCUUCCUUAACUAUUAUCAACUAGAGUCAUUUUAGAAAAAACUAUUAAAAAUACAAAACAAGUUUGAAAGUGUUAGUAAAAGCAAAGCCUAUAAAGACUUGCCAGCAGACAGUUUCUUAGCAUCUAGAUAAAAAUACUUUUGGAAAAUAGAGUAGAAUUGGAAAAAUAAUACAUUGCUUUUUUUCAUAAAUAUUUUAAUCGGAAAUCUAAUUUAUGGAAAUUUUGGUAUUAAAGUUAAUCUUUGGGAUAUUAAUAAUACUACUCAAGUCAUUACUCUUAAUAAUAAUUUCCCUUGA
Tetrahymena thermophila SB210 is the source of this 1350-nucleotide messenger RNA. RefSeq lists its product as hypothetical. The transcript is spliced from 4 exons. NCBI's taxonomy places the organism in Eukaryota, Ciliophora, Oligohymenophorea, Hymenostomatida, Tetrahymenidae. The record is from RefSeq and is a predicted model, not a curated record.